Fusarium musae is the source of this 1758-nucleotide messenger RNA. RefSeq lists its product as uncharacterized. NCBI's taxonomy places the organism in Eukaryota, Fungi, Ascomycota, Sordariomycetes, Hypocreales, Nectriaceae. The record is from RefSeq and is a predicted model, not a curated record. The transcript has a single exon. The coding region runs from base 1 to 1758 and encodes 585 amino acids. Gene Ontology annotation, molecular function: protein binding.
AUGGGCUUCGAUUGUGGCUUUGAUAUCUAUCCACGGCUGGAAGCGACCGCCGCAAACCAAAUCAUCUAUCAAAGGUUCCUGGAGGAAAUUACAAAAGAAUAUGGGGAGGUCUAUGAAAAAGAAGGAAGGCGAUCGGAUGGCAAAGUGCUAACUACGUCGACAGAGUCCGAUCCCUCCGACAAAUCAUAUAUUUGGUUCAUGGUCGGCGAGUGUCCGCAUUUGCCGAGCAAUCCCAAUACAUGUGAUUACUUCCUCCGCUUCAGCUCAAAGAUCAGUGGGGGUUUGACAUCACCUGCCGAACCGUACAUCAGAGGCGUAUACAAAAUUGCAAAAAAGUACUUUGGUGGUAGGGUCCAUUUCUGGCACGAGAUGAAUGAAACUGGUGAUGAGAGGCAAUAUGGCUAUUAUGAUUGGCGAACGAUAAAUGAUACGAGUAAGAAGCUCAAAGAGCAGCGGGAUCUGAUAGAUUUCAUGGAUGAGGGAAGAGAGACGACCCUGCAUCACUCAGCGUCAUCACAAUGCACCUCGGGCGUGCCUCGAAUUCCAUCCCAAGGCUCAAAGCAGGAUGGCAGUUCCUCGCAACCUGCACGGAACGAUUACUUUUCACCGUCCUCACCUCUCGGAACAGAUGCAACAAAGAAUGCAUAUGUCAUCAGACCGGUUCAGGGGAAGGGACAAGGCUUGUUUGCCACUUCCAAAAUCCACAAAGGCACGCGUAUACUUUCAGAGGCACCCAUUUUUAAAAUCCCCCGCGACGAGCCCGACAUUGAGGUUGUAGAUCACGCUAUCAUCAGGGCAUUGAAGAUUCUAGAUCGGGAUCAUCAACGAGCAUUCUUUGGUCUUCACAACGCCUAUGGAAAAUCUCAUACUCCGUUCCUUGGAAUUGCUAGGACCAACGCUCUACCCCUCGGCUCCGAAGCCCGCGAAGUUGGCAUUUUCCUUGACGCAUCUCGUUGUAACCACUCGUGUCAAGCUAAUGCCCAAAAUACCUGGAAUGCAAGCAUCGGAUGCCUCACUAUCCACGCACUCCGUGACAUCGAAGAGGGACAGGAAAUCACCAUCUCUUACCUGGGUCGCAGGAUGGAAUUUGCAGAGCGCCAAGUUUUCCUGAAGGCAAAGUUCUUUUUUGAUUGUAGCUGCGACCUCUGCACGCUGUCGCUGGUCCAACGUGAGAAAAGCGACCUCAGACUGCGGAAGAUCCAAUUCAUUGACGAUUCGCUUGGCGAGUCCACCUCCGACUACGACACAGGACUUUAUCUCGCGCAUACCUUACUUCAUUUAUUGGAAGAGGAAGGCAUCUGCGAUGCAGGUGUUCCAAGAGUCUACUACGACGCAUUUCAAAUGGCGAUCGCGAACGGGGAUGAGGCAAGAGCAAAGAUCUUUGCUGAGAGAGCAUAUGCUGCUAGGGUGCUUAUCGAGGGUGACGAUAACCCAGACACAGCGAAACUAAGAACAUUGACUGAGCGACCUUCUCAGCAUCCGCUCUACCAAACCAACAAGGAUUCCCCACCAGACAUCACUCCUCCUCGAGAGAUUGAUCAGCCGAAGUUCGAUGACUGGCUUUGGAGACGGAAAGAGUGGUCUGAGCAACCGGUUGCCUCGAGUGCCAAUGAUCCUUGGGAUAUUUUCAGUAACGAUCCCCCGCAUAUCUACGGCCAGUUUCUGAACGAUGGGGAGUCUGAGAGCUUUGACUCGUUGAGUACCAGUUCAAUUCAGGCAGCUCUAUUUCGGAGUCUCAGCAAGUCGCGAUUUAAUUAA